Messenger RNA from Carica papaya (papaya), 1591 nucleotides. RefSeq names its product sucrose-phosphatase 2-like. Gene Ontology annotation, molecular function: sucrose-phosphate phosphatase activity; magnesium ion binding. Gene Ontology annotation, biological process: sucrose biosynthetic process. The record is from RefSeq and is a predicted model, not a curated record. Lineage: Eukaryota; Viridiplantae; Streptophyta; Magnoliopsida; Brassicales; Caricaceae.
UUAAGUUAAAAUGUUGAAUGCUUAAUUCGUUUUCCAAACAAUUGAAUUCGGGAUAUAUAUAUAGGCACACAUGCGCGCAACUGAGUUCGGGACGUCAUUUGCCAAUGAGCAACUGAGUUCAGCUUGAAUUCGCCAGGGUAUGAAAGAAAUAUGGAUCGGCUCAAUGGAUCUGCUCGCCUCAUGAUAGUUUCAGAUCUUGAUUGCACCAUGGUAGAUCAUGAUGAUCCAGGGAACCUCUCUCUUCUUAGGUUUAAUGCACUAUGGGAAGCAUAUUACCGUCAUGAUUCUCUAUUGGUGUUCUCCACUGGAAGAUCACUUACAAGCUACAAAAGAUUAAGGCGAAGGAAGCCACUAUUAACUCCAGAUAUAGUCAUAACUUCUGUGGGCACUGAGAUUGCUUAUGGUGAAUCAAUGGUGACAGAUAAUUUCUGGAAAGAAUGUUUGGAACAUAAGUGGGACAGGGACAUGGUUACAGAGGAAACAGCCAAGUUUCCAGAACUUAUUCCACAGUCUGAAACAGCACAACGGCCACGCAAAGUCAGUUUCUUUGUGGAGCCAGAUAAGGCUGUUGCUGUGAUGGAGGUUCUCUCUGAACGUCUAGAGAAACGCGGAUUAAAUGUGAAAUUGAUUUAUAGCAGUGGGACAGCUUUGGAUGUGUUACCAGAAGGUGCCGGCAAAGGACAGGCUCUGGCAUAUUUGCUUGAAAAGUUCAAAGCUGAUGGAAAGAUUCCUAUUAAUGUUCUUGUUUGUGGUGACUCUGGAAAUGAUGCAGAUCUAUUCACCAUUCCUGAAGCAUAUGGUGUGAUGGUCAGCAAUGCAAAGGAAGAAUUAUUGCAGUGGCAUGAAGAGAAUUUAAAAGAUAAUCCCAACAUAAUUCAUGCAACUGAGAGAUGUGGAGCUGGGAUAAUAGAAGCCAUUGGUAAAUUUAGUCUGGGUCCAAGUUUAUCUCCAAGGGAUAUUACUGACAUUUGGAAAUCUGAAAGAGAAAAUCUAAAUCCUGGUCACGAAGUGGUGAACUUUUAUUUGUUUUAUGAGAGAUGGCGCCGUGCAGAAGUUGAGAAGUCUGAGCAGUAUAUACAAAACUUAAAAUCAGUCUGUCAUCCAUCAGCUGCUUUUGUUCAUCCUUCUGGCAUUGAGCGACAUAUGCACCAGUGUAUAGAUAUCAUGUCAACAUUUCAUGGGGACAAGCAGGGAAAACAAUACUAUAUUUGGGUGGAUAGAAUCUCCAGUGCACCAAUUGGUUCAGACACAUGGCUUUUGAAGUUUGACAAGUGGGAGAUAUGUGGUGAAGAGCGCCGAUGCUGCCUGGCUACGCUGCUUGUCAGUUCAAUGGGGAAUUCACCUGGCAGGUUCACAUGGUUACACAUGCAGCAGACAUGGCUGGAUUGCUCCAUAGCAGAAGACCAAACAACAGGGAUUUUUUAGUUUUCUCACCAUGACACGGUGUAAUUAUCUAUGGCCUGGCAUCACCAGCGCAACAAAUUCUCCCUGAUUCUAUGUUACAUUUUCAGAAAAUUCAUUCUCUGAUUUGUAUCUUUGUUGGAUUGAGUAAUAUUGAAUUCUCAAAUUUAUUAAUUAAUUUCUGAACAAA